Molecule: messenger RNA, 1446 nt
Organism: Cucurbita pepo subsp. pepo (vegetable marrow)
Lineage: Eukaryota; Viridiplantae; Streptophyta; Magnoliopsida; Cucurbitales; Cucurbitaceae
Cellular component (GO): nucleus
Molecular function (GO): core promoter sequence-specific DNA binding; RNA polymerase II general transcription initiation factor activity; protein heterodimerization activity
Source: RefSeq, a predicted model, not a curated record
CGUAGAGCUAUUUAUGAUAAAAACCCUAAAUUUUCCUGGAUCUGAGAAUGCUUCGAAAGAUUUCUGUGUUGAUUGCUUAUUGAUAGCAAUGGUAAUCGAAUUCUGCUGAAGCUUUGGCAUUUUUCUGCUGUUGUUUCUUCGAUUUUUUUAUAGUUUUAAUCCAUUUGAAUGUCUCGAAUCUGACGCCAUGAGGAAGAAGCUCGAUACCCGCUUUCCUGCUGCACGAAUUAAAAAGAUAAUGCAAGCAGAUGAGGACGUGGGAAAGAUAGCACUUGCAGUGCCCGUUUUAGUUUCUAAAGCAUUGGAACUGUUCCUGCAAGACCUGUGUGAUCGUACAUAUGAGAUAACUCUACAAAGAGGAGCGAAGACAAUGAACUCGUUGCACCUAAAGCACUGUGUACAAAGCUAUAGUGUUUUCGAUUUUCUGAGGGAUAUUGUUAGUCGGGUUCCAGAUUAUGGUCAUGGUCAUUCUGAUGGUGCUGUUGAUGAUAGAAAGAGGAGGAAACCCCUUGCUGAUGAAAGUAAUGACAUUGAUGAGAUGAAGAAGAGCAAGACGCAUGACAUGAGCCAUGGUAGCACUGGUAGAGGAAGAGGAAGGGGACGAGGACGGGGUCGUGGACGACCUGCUCGAUCAGUCGAAAAGGACAACUUCCAACCUAACCCCGACGUCGACCCUUGCACAUCUAUAGAGAACACGAACAAGAAUCCCAACCAAGAUGUGCACAUGGAGCCUCACAUUGAGCCUAGUGAAACACCAAAAGAAGUUGGCGAAGACAAUCAAACUAUCCAAAACAUCGAUCUUAAUGCCGAUGUCAAUGCCAGCAAAGACUCGAAGACUGUACCAGCAGCAAUGUCAGAUGUACCUGUAGAACCAGCCGAGCCUACUACUACCGAGUCCGAGGCUAAAGCAGCUGACGAAUUCCCUGCCUGGCCUCUCUCUGAUGUGGACAAAAUGGCAAUUGACCCUCUCCAAUAUGCACAUCUCAGCACAAGAGUAGACGAGGAAGAGGAAGAUUAUGAUGAAGAGGAGUAACCUGAUCGGCGGUCCGGCCGGCCAGCCUUGAAUGUGCUGAGAAAAACCUGUUAGUUGAAGCAAACUACAUAGGAAGGGAGGAGGUCAGUUUAAAGUAGGCAAAGAAAAUAAGAAGAAUCAGAGAUUGGAGUUCAAUCUGUUACAAUGGCCUAUGUAGUUCAUCAUUUUCUGAUUUUUUUUUUUCUUCUUCUUAAUGUUCUAAGUAAAUGAUUUAUCGAUCUAACAUUAGGUCUGUAGCUGUUGAAAAGUUAUAGCUUGUUCAUUAUGUAAUCCAUGUGAAGAGAGUUAACCUUGGUGUAAGGGUAGGACUGUACUCUUUUUUUCUUUUUUCUUUUCCCUUGUUGGAAGCUGAAAUAUGCUAAUUAAUUUACUUAAGAUAACCAUAUUUUAGUUGGUAUUCCAACAUUGAAUUC